AUGGCUCUCUCAAUCCCACUCUUGGUGCUCUCAAUUGCCCUCCUUGCAACAGCGCAGACACCAACGGACUUCAGUCCCUACACCGCUUCGCCUCUGAUUGUCCAGUAUCCGGGCUCUGCGCCAUUCAAGUCAGGCGUAGAAUUGCAACCCAAAGAGCCCUACUUUCUGACCUACCGGCUUACAUCGAAGCCAGGAACACAAGUCGUGCCCUCCCUCUUCCUUCCCUCCUCCUCACAGGCUUCUACAGCGAAGUACUACACCAUCAUAGCCAUAGACCCCGAUGCGCCUUCCCGCACCAACACAUCACUUGCGAAUGUCCUCCACUGGCUCCAGCCAUCCUUCCACAUCUCCACUUCGAGCAAUGUCACCUACCCUGCCAACACCACACUCCUUCCCCUUGUAUCCUCCGCCAAGCCCUUCUCGACCUACAUUGGUCCCGCCCCUGGGGCUGGCAGCGGUCCCCACCGCUACAUCUUCUUCCUGUACGAACAAUCAAGCGCGAGCUAUGAUCUGCCAGCGAUAUACGAGGGAUUAGGUCAAGGGGAAGGAAGGACUAAGAACAUUACAAAAUUUGAUCUGGAGGCGUACGUGCAGAGGGUGGGCUUGAAUGGGCCUGUGGCUGGGACGUACUUUACCGUGGAGAACAAGACUGGGACAGCUAAUGGUACGGGCAGCACAAUCGGCGGAGCAAAUGCAACAAACACAGGGGCCAUUGGCGGGAGUGGAGGGGCAUCGGGGAAUGCCUCGCCAAUUGCUACUGUCACUGCUGGCGAAGGGGCCACAGGAUCUACCGGCAGCGUACUUCCUAGUGCCGCCGGCGGAGGAGAAUCUGUGGCGACUUCAGCAAAUAGUCCUUUGUCUGCAUCGGCAGGAACGGCAGAGACCACUGGGGUCAGCGUGGGAGGCCAAGCAUCCGCGACUUCAACUGCGCAAGGUACAGAAACCGUGACGCCGGCUACUAGCAACGCUGGCGAACUGCGACUGGGAUUGGCGAUCGUCGCCGGAUUAUUGGGUUGUCUGGUCGCAGUGGUAAUUUGA
Molecule: messenger RNA, 1038 nt
Organism: Bacidia gigantensis
Lineage: Eukaryota; Fungi; Ascomycota; Lecanoromycetes; Lecanorales; Ramalinaceae
Exons: 2
Coding region: 1-1038 (345 amino acids)
Source: RefSeq, a predicted model, not a curated record